Molecule: messenger RNA, 2535 nt
Organism: Adineta steineri
Lineage: Eukaryota; Metazoa; Rotifera; Eurotatoria; Adinetida; Adinetidae
Source: the annotation of a GenBank genome assembly
AUGAACGGAGAAAAAUCAACAACAAAUGCAUCGGUAGUUUCAAAAGAUGCAGACGAUCGCCGACGUACCAAUCUCCAACAGGUACAAAAUGUUCUUCUAAUCUGGUUAGACAGUAACAUCGAUGAAACAAAUGAUGAUUGCCAAAAUACAAUCAUAAAAUUACGACGUGCUGUUAAUAAUAUCAAGACAUAUACAAACGGUGAUCAAUGUCUCGAAUUCAUUCAAACCAUCAUCGACAAAAAGGUAUGCAUGAUUAUAUCUGGAUCACUUGGACAACAUAUUGUGCCUCGUGUGCACAAUAUGUCUCAAGUGGAUUCAAUUUUCAUUUUUACUGACAACCAAAAACAUCAUGACCAAUGGGUCAAAGACUGGCCCAAAAUAAAGGGUGUUUUCAAAGAUAUUGCACCUAUCUGUGAAACACUCAAGGAAGCUGCACAUCAGCGUGAGCAGAAUGCCAUUCCCAUCAGUUUCAUGGGAUUAAAUAAAAAGUUGGAUCAAUUAGACCCGUCUUUUACGUACACUCAAACCAUAAAGGAAAUUUUAUUAACCAUCAAAUUCGGCCAAAACCAUAUACAGGAUUAUAUCGGUUAUUGUCGCGAUGCCUUUGAAGGUAAUACGAAGGAAAUUGAAAAUGUCAAACAAUUGGAAGGUGAAUACCACAACAAAACACCCGUUUAUUGGUACACCUGCCAAAUGUUCUUGUAUCCCAUGCUCAAUCAUGCAUUACGACUGAUGGACGGCAAUAUUAUUAUGCGUAUGGGCUUCUUUAUUGGUGAUUUGUAUCGACAAAUUCAACAACUACAUCAUGAGCAAUAUGCCGGUACAACUGCCGCUAACACUUUCACCGUUUAUCGUGGUCAAGGUUUAUCUACAGGGGAUUUUGAACAAAUGAGCAAAAUUAAAGGUGGUAUUAUUUCAUUCAAUAAUUUCUUAUCUACUAGUAAAGACCGUGAACUCUCCUAUGCUUUUGCUGAAAACAAUCAAGCCAAUCCGGAUUUAGUUGGAAUACUUUUCGUUAUGGAAGUGGAUCCAUCUCGAUCAACAACAUCUUUUGCUUCAAUUGCUGGUAUUAGCAAGUUCCAAGAAGAGGAAGUCUUGUUUUCAAUGAAUAGCGUGUUUCGUAUCCUGAAUAUUACACCGAUGAGUGAAAAUAAUCGAUUGUACGAAGUUAAUUUGGUACUAACUGCCGACAAUGAUCCAGAAGUGCAGAAGCUUACUGAUUACAUUCUAGAAGAGAGUUAUCCAGACGCUGAAGGAUGGUACAGAUUGGGUAUGGUAUUACGUAAAAUGGGCCAAUUUGAUAAAGCUGAAGACAUUUAUCACGUUUUACUUGACCAAGCAAGCGAUGAUGAAAAUAAGGCACCUGUUUAUGAUCAACUUGGUUUGAUCAAAGAUAAUCAAGCAGAAUAUGAAGAAGCACUUACAUUCUGUGAAAAAUCACUUGCUAUCAGACAAAAAACUCUUCCUACCCAUCAUCCUGAUUUAGCUACUUCCUACAAUAAUAUUGGUAAUGCGCAUUAUAGCAUGGGUAAUUAUCCGAAAGCACUUUCAUCUCAUGAAAAAGCCCUUGAAAUUCGACAACAAUCACCUCUUCCCAAUCAUUCUAGUUUGGCUGAUUCCUACAAUAAUAUUGGUAAUGUGCAUUACAAGAUGGGUAAUUAUCCAAAAGCACUUUCAUCUCAUGAAAAGGCCCUUGAAAUUCGACAACAAUCACAUCCUCCCAGUCCUACUGACUUGGCGAUGUCUUAUAAUAACCUUGGUAAUGUGCAUGAUAGCAUUAGUGAUUAUCCAAAAGCACUUUUUUAUUAUGAAAACGCCCUUGAAAUUCGACAGCAAUCACUUCCUUCCAAUCAUCCAGAUCUGGCUGUUUGCUAUGGUAACAUUGGUAGUGUGUAUGCCAAGAUGGGUAAUUAUCCAAAAGCACUUUCAUCUUAUGAAAAAACUAUUGAAAUUCAACAACAAUCACUUCCUUCCAAUCAUCCUGAUUUGGCUGCUUGCUACAACAAUACUGGUAUAGUGCAUUACUACAUGGGUAAUUAUCCGAAAGCGCUUUCAUAUCACGAAAAAGCCACUGAAAUUCAACAACAAUCACUUCCUUCCAAUCAUCCUGGCCUGGCUGUUUCCUAUGGUAACAUUGGUAAUGUGCAUGCCAAGAUGGGUAAUUAUGCAAAAGCACUUUCAGUGCGUGAAAAAGCCGUUGAAAUCCAACAACAAUCACUUCCUCCCAAUCAUCCUGAUUUGGCUGCUUCAUACAAUAAUAUUGGUAAUGGAUAUUACAACAUGGGUAAUUAUCCGAAAGCGCUUUCAUAUCAUGAAAAAGCCCUUGAAAUCAAACAAAAAUCACUUCCUCCCAAUCAUCCUGAUCUGGCUCUGUCCUACAACAAUAUUGGUGCAGUGUAUGAAAACAUGAGUAAUUUCUCAAAAGCCCGUACAUUUUAUAAACAUGCUAUAAAAAUUGGAGAACAAUCAUUACCUUCAAAUCACUCAAAUCUUCUGCAAUGGAGAAAGAACCUCAAACUUGUGAAAAACAAAUAA